AUGGACGACGACGAGGUGAGCGAUUACUUCCGCUCGAAUUUCCUGGCGCUCCAAAAGACGGUCACUCCGCAUGAUAUGAAGAGAUUCCUAUCCUCGAACGACAAUUCGGAGAGGAUCGGUUUCCUGCUACGUUGUCCGCUGAUGUACGAUUUGCCAGUGCAAGUCGCCGAGAACGCCGAGAUGCUGAAGAACGGGAGGAAGGCUCUGCAAUUGAAAGACAUCGGCAACAGGUACUUCGGCCGCGGUGAAUUUCUCAAAGCGUUGGAAACUUACUCGAACGCGGUUCUACUGGCUCCACGGAAAGAUUUAGGCGUUAUAUUGGCGAAUCGUUCGGCAACGCUUUACCACCUGGAGAAGUACAACUACGGUCUGACAGACGCGGAAGAAGCUUUGCGCGUGGGAUACCCGCAGGAACUGUUGUACAAGAUUGAAGAAAGACGCGCCAGAUGUUUGCUCGGGUUGAAAAGGCACGACGAGGCUGUGCUGGCAUUCAGAAACGCUCUGCAAGCGUUGGACACAGCGAAAUUAACAUUGGACAAAAAACAGAAGCUCGAAGCAGACAUCAGAGUUAUGCUUGCUGUGAUAGACAAGGGUAACCAAUUGGCGCAGAAGACGCCGAAGAUUCCUCAACAAGGGAAAAUCGGCGAGUCGAAGAGAACGACGCCAAAGAUCGACGACUGCAAUCAAUUGUAUCCUUCGUGUAGCAAAGCGAUCGAAAUUAGAGACGAAGGCGGUAGCAUUGGUAGACACGCCGUUGCUACCAAGGACAUCGAGCCUGGCGAGAUACUAGCGAUAGAAAAACCGUAUUGCGCUGCCUUGUUAUCCGAAUAUAGACUCACAAAUUGUUACUACUGUUUCACCAAGAUAUUCGUGCCGAUGCCAACUAUCUGCGAAACGUGCAACUGCGUGGCUUACUGCAGUGUUGCCUGCAGGAACAAGGAUGCCAAGACCCACGUGAACGAGUGCACGACAUUACCCAGCUUGUGGGCCUCGAAUACCUCUGUAAACUGUUUCUUAGCCUUGAAGGCGAUCAUUCAGCGACCCUUUGACGAAUUAUUGAAACUCAAAGACAAGCUAGAAACUUCGAAGGGUAGAGUAGAGAUCUCGGCACAGCGGCCCUAUCGGACAGACGACGUUGAAACUAUCUAUGGAUUAGUAAUGCACGCGGAUAAAAGAACGCCGGAGGAUAUUUUCCACAGAACCUACAUAGCCAGUUGGCUAUUGAGACUUUUGAAGACAAGCCCCUACUUUCCAGAAACUGUGAAAACCCCAGAUACAGCAAAAGGGAAACCCUCCGACGGCGAGUUAUACAUAGGAGGUUUGAUUCUUCAUAAUCUAAUGAUAAUACAGUUCAACGCUCACGAAAUAUCAGAACUCGCUAUACCAAAAGGCAACAACACCCUAGCGAAAGCUAAAAACAAAUUUAUCGGUGGAGGACUUUACCCGACGAUAUCGCUGUUCAAUCACUCGUGCAAUCCUGGCGUCAUCAGGUACUUUGUCGGCACCACUAUGGUUGUACGGGCAAUACGCUCUAUUCCAUCAGGAGAGGAAGUCUCCGAGAACUACGGGCCGAUUUUUGCAACUUCCCCGGAAGCUGAACGGAAAAGGAAACUGAGAUUACAAUAUUGGUUCGAUUGCAAUUGUGAAGCGUGUGCAGCACAUUGGCCCAUUUUAGAAGAAAUCGAUCAGACCGUUCUACGAUUUAAAUGCGAGUCCGGAAGAGUAUGUGGAAACGUUCUACCUAUAAAAACAGACACAAACGAAUUUAUGAUCAGAUGUCCAAAAUGUGGCAGGAACAUGAAUAUUUUCAAAGGUUUAAAAGCUCUGCAAGAUACAGACGUCAUUUUUAAAACAGCUUCCAGAAAACUCGAGGAGGGAAAACACCAAGAAGCGUUAAAAUUUUAUUUGGAAAUUUUAAAGCUCCUGGACGAAAACCUUGCUUUGCCCAUAAGAGAUUAUCAUCUUUGUCAACAAGGUGUUCGAUUAUGUACGCUCCCUUUCGGCAAUGUGUCUUACGUCUAAGAAUUUAUCGCGUCCAAUCAAUAAUUUAACGAGGAAAGUAAUUCAAGCCGAAACAUAAUUUCAACGUGUGUAUGUGACCAAUUUUUUUUUCCUUUUUUAACUGAACGUUUAAAACGGGACAAGAAGUAUAAAAUAUAUCCAACACCGGUAUACUAUUACUUCAGUAUUUUAUUAAUUCCUAUUAAUGAACAUCAAACUGCUAUUCGCAAUAGGUAAGCCAAAACAAUUAUACCAUACACUUUUAUUUUAAAGUCUUAAGUUCGUAAGAGUACAAAAUAAUUAAUACAACAUAAAAC
Molecule: messenger RNA, 2318 nt
Organism: Frieseomelitta varia
Lineage: Eukaryota; Metazoa; Arthropoda; Insecta; Hymenoptera; Apidae
Product: SET and MYND domain-containing protein 4-like
Exons: 7
Coding region: 1-2022 (673 amino acids)
Molecular function (GO): protein binding
Source: RefSeq, a predicted model, not a curated record